Messenger RNA from Onychostoma macrolepis, 2039 nucleotides. It is a transcript of the gene tmem130, whose product is annotated as transmembrane protein 130. The record is from RefSeq and is a predicted model, not a curated record. NCBI's taxonomy places the organism in Eukaryota, Metazoa, Chordata, Actinopteri, Cypriniformes, Cyprinidae. The coding region runs from base 313 to 1254 and encodes 313 amino acids. The transcript is spliced from 8 exons.
UCAUACUGUGUGACUACUAGCACUAGUCCGCGUAUUUUAAAAGCUUGGGAAUAAUAUCUAGAGACUUUUGCAUCCUCAGAAGUCUGUCGAGGAAUGAGCUUGUGAAUUAGUCAUGUUUCUGCAUGAAUUAUGUUUUCUUCGGCAUCACAGCACACAUCAUUAUUCAGAUGAGCAUAAGGAUUCAACACGUGGAUAUGAUUUCAAGCCUUUACAAAACAGCGUGAAAGACAUAAAAGGCUUGACUCAGUCAUACUUUCACAAGUCACAAGCUGUCGUCUGUACACAUUUAGAAAUCACUUCCGACGAGUCCACAUGAACGGGAUCUGGAGUGUUCUCGUUCUCUCACUGAUUUCCUCUCUUGCUUUUGGGAUACCCGACGAGUUAUCCCAUCCGUUAUCUGGAAAUGUCAAAGGAAGGAUUAUGUUCCGUCAAAUGGAAGGGAAUUCAACAUACUUGCGGGAUAGUGGGAAGUUGGCAUCUUACAUACCCACCUUGGUUUCAUUUCAGCACUUUGACCCGAGACAUACCUUGCGCUCUGUCACUUUCACGUACACAUGGGACUUAGGCAAUGGGGACGUGCGUAAAGGCCCAGAGCCUUUUGUGAAAUGUCACUACACUUCACCAGGGAACUACACAUUUCAGCUGAGCAUUGAAGCCAAUACACCCCAACAUUCCAGAACGACUGGGCUGUACUCUGUAAAUUUGACUGUGUUAGAUGCCAUAAAGAGCGUUGAAUUGAGAGGACCUUUAAUUUAUAACGUCGACCAGAGCAGCAAUCUGUCUUUUCACGUUGGAGGAAGUCCACCGGUUUGGCUGUGCUGGAGAGUUUUGUCUGAAUGCCACACACCCAGUCCAACUUCCUGCAAUUUAGUCAGGCUCAACGGGAACAUAUUCAAUCUGAACUACACCUUCAGAUCAGUCGGAACACAUUGCUUAGACCUGAGCGUGAGAAACAAUAUCAGCAACCUCCAGACAUCCUACAACAUCUAUGUGCAGAGUAGCCAUGUGAGUCUCAUCUUCAUUUUGCCCUGUGCUGCAGUGAUAGUCGCUACUCUCAUAUUCAUCUCUGUGUCAGUGUGUCGUCCACGGCAGCAGUCCCUCAUGUCCAAGGCUCUGAUGGCAGAUAUGAAUUAUCUCUCCUUCACAGAAAUCGAGCUGCAUGCCAAAGAUGCAUCUGUCACCUCACAGGAUAAAACAAAUGAAGCCCAGCCGCUUCUUCAUCAGCCAGAGACUUCCUACAGCACCCAACCCUGAUUGCCCGGUCUACAUUACACUUGAAGUAUUCAUUAAAAUCAGUCUUUCAUUGAAUUUACUUACAAUUAAAACUAAGAUAGAAAACGGCAGGUCUUGACUCAACACUCUUUGAAUCUACACAGUACAAGUGCACUGAAAGCUUUUUGCUCAUCUGAUUCACUCUUCUCUUUCAAUGUGAAUGCACUAAUGCUUUCUCUGCUCUUUUUGUUUGUACUUGAGUGGGUUUCAAGGCUUACUUCAUGAAGGUUCCAGUUGUUAAUGCAAAACUCUGUGAGAUCCUAAUGGAUGUUGACACUGGUGAUGAAUCUUUAAAAGUAUUAAAGUACAUGAGGUUAGAGCGAUUGCAUGCAGUUCAACAAGUGCCAUGGAAUAUUGUUACAAUUUUAAACCUGACCCAAAUGUACAAAACGCACUGCUAUGCAGAACGAUCAUAUUUCUUUGCGAGUGAUUAUGAGCGAGAGCUUCCUUGCCUAAGACCCAGAGCUCUUUCUCCUGGAAUGAAUGAGUCUGACCUGUAUUUUCCUGCUGUGAUGAUCAAUGACAUUUGCCAUCUGCACUGUGAGGUACCAGGAAGACAAGAAUUACAGCUCCACAAGGGACUGCAAAAUACCUCUCUAGGUUAAAGGCUACAGAUGAGCAAUGCAUCAUACGUCUAGUAAUAACUGUGCCCUUCAGCUCAAAAGUGGCUGAGGCAUUAUUCUUGCCCUUGGAAGUGUAGCAGGAGUCAUAUGUAUGUGAAAGGACUUGAAUUUGUUUCUUUACAAAAGUUUAGCAAAGAUUUGUUU